CAAUGUUCUGCCACUAGUAUCAGGAGCAACCAUGCUGAGUAUCAGGACUUCAGUGUUUUUGAGUGUUUGCUCUCUAGUCAGUGCUCAACUGUAUGAAUUGAAUGUAGUGCAUUAUAACGACUUCCAUGCAAGAUUUGUGGAAACAAGUCCAUCUGGAACAGUAUGCAACCCAGAAGUAGCGCCAUGCAUAGGCGGAUUCGCCCGUAUAGCUACUCUGGUCAGACAGGCUUUAGAAAGAGAACCAGAUUCCAUAGUGCUGAACGGGGGAGACAGCUUUCAGGGCACUAUAUGGUACAACUUGCUUCGCUGGAAUGUUACGCAGGAGUUCAUGAAUAUGAUACACCAUGAUGCUCACGUACUAGGCAACCAUGAGUUCGACAAUGGUAUAGAAGGAGUAGUCCCAUAUCUCCAACAUUUGAAUUCUUCAGUUGUUGUAGCCAACAUUAUCGAUGACGAAGAGCCAGAUAUCCAAGGCUUAUAUCAACCAAGCGUUGUGAUUGAGAGAAAAGGACGAAAGAUUGGUAUUAUAGGCGUUAUCAUAUCUACCACUAACGAAUUGGCGGCUACUGGUAAUCUGACAUUCACUGAUGAAAUAGAGGCUGUAAGAAGGGAGGCUGAGAAGCUGAAUGAGGAGGGCGUGGACAUAAUCGUCGUUUUGUCUCAUUGUGGACUUGAAAAAGACCAAGAAAUCGCUCUGAAAGCAAGUCCGUACGUAGAUAUCGUCGUAGGAGCUCACAGCCAUUCCUUGCUAAUAAAUACAGAACCUCCGGCGGGUAUAGCGUUCGUGCCUCAGGGACCUUACCCAAUUGUAGUCGAACAAGAGAACAGAUCUGUGCUUGUGGUUCAAGCGGCUGCUCAUACAGUAUUUUUGGGAGAAAUCAAGCUUUACUUUGACGAACAAGGGGAACUUGUUAAUUGGACUGGUGAUCCUAUCUUUGCUGGCAAUGACGUUGAACAAGCACCUGAUGUUUUGGCAAAGAUUAAUGAAUACCUGCCAAUCAUAGAGGAGAAAGCCACAGAGUUGGUAGGAUUUUCUAAAGUACUGCUAUCGUCGAGGUGCUCCUGCGGCGAAUGCAACCUUGGAAGCUUCAUUUGCGAUGCUUUUAUGAAUGCUGCGAUAGAAAGAGCACAAGGAAAUCAAUGGAAUUACGCACACUUCUGUUUGACAAACACGGGCGGUGUGAGGUCUGAUAUUGACGCAGGAAACGUAACAUUCGAAAAGCUGCUGCUAUCGACGCCAUUUGAGAACCAAGUGGAAGUAUUUGACCUGAAAGGGCAGUAUGUCUUGGAAGCGUUGGAGUUUGCAGUCGCCAACCAGCCUUUUCCUGGUGCAAGGAUGCUGCAGAUUUCUGGGCUCAGAGGGGUAUUUGACGGUCUACGACCAGUUAACAGCAGGAUAGUGAACGCGACCGUCCGUUGCAAUGACUGCAAUGUCCCUCGGUACGAACCCUUGGAUGUCAACAAGACGUACAAAGUGGUCUCACAGAGCUUCCUUGGUGGAGGCGGCGAUGGAUUCAGUAUGAUUUCAAACAACCGUGAGAACGUGGAAGUGCUUGGGGUGGACUACGAAAUACUAAUGAACUACGUGCGCCAGCAGUCCCCAAUCAUCAAGGACCUAGAUGGCCGGUUAGCGAUUUCAGAUCCUUGCUUACAAAAUUAGGUGUAACAGUAUAUACUGUUAAUGCAUGAAUUAAGUAUCAUCGGGAUUCGAUUACACAAUUAUUGUCUUAAUUUAUUGAAACGAACUUAU
Molecule: messenger RNA, 1750 nt
Organism: Maniola jurtina (meadow brown)
Lineage: Eukaryota; Metazoa; Arthropoda; Insecta; Lepidoptera; Nymphalidae
Product: apyrase-like
Exons: 11
Coding region: 32-1660 (542 amino acids)
Biological process (GO): AMP catabolic process
Cellular component (GO): plasma membrane
Molecular function (GO): nucleotide binding; metal ion binding; 5'-nucleotidase activity
Source: RefSeq, a predicted model, not a curated record